This is a messenger RNA of Oncorhynchus mykiss (rainbow trout), 1102 nucleotides long. Its product is annotated as claudin-11. Gene Ontology annotation, cellular component: bicellular tight junction; membrane. NCBI's taxonomy places the organism in Eukaryota, Metazoa, Chordata, Actinopteri, Salmoniformes, Salmonidae. Gene Ontology annotation, molecular function: structural molecule activity. The record is from RefSeq and is a predicted model, not a curated record.
UUCUCUGAAGUUCAGUCCUCUUCACACACCCCUCUCGCACUGUUGGACCCAGGUGGAACUAUAGAACUUAGAACCUCUCCGGAAUGUAUUAGUAAUUUAAUUAGUGAUGAAUUGGUUUUAAUGUAUUUAUUCUCUCACAUUUUACUUGGUUCAUUUAUUAGUUCAUAUUUUUCGACAUUUUUCACAGACCUAUAUUUUGGACAGCUGAGUGGGAGCGGGGCCAGCUUUGCAGGCUGGGUAGGUAUCAUCAUCGCCACGGCCACCAACGACUGGGUGCGCACCUGCGACUACACUGUCACCACCUGUGUGCGCAUGGACGAGCUGGGCGCGCGAGGCCUCUGGGCAGAGUGUGUCAUCUCUCCCUCACUCUACCACUGUGUGACGCUCAACCAUAUCCUCACACUGCCAGCAUACAUCCAGACAUGCCGUGCUUUGAUGGUGUGUGCGUGCCUAAUGGGGCUUCCUGCGAUGGGGCUGGUGCUGAUGUCCAUGCCCUGUGUCAGACUCGGAGAUGAGAUCCCCGCUACCAAACUACGCCACGGCAUGGUCGGGGGUGCUCUCACCUUUAUUGUGGCUCUCUGUGGAUUGGUGUCGACCAUCUGGUUUCCUAUUGGUGCUCACGCAGAGGAGGGUCUGAUGUCAUUCGGCAUCUCACUGUACACCGGAUGGGUCGGCUCCGUCCUCUGCCUCCUGGGGAGCUUCAUGAUUUUGUGUUGCUGCGGUGAUGACCCCUCGGCAACCCCCCAAAGGCAGCAGAACAGCUACUAUUACUCCAGACAGGCAGGGGGUGCCGACACGCCCAUCAACCUUGCCACUACCGCAGUAGUCACGGGCAACCAUGCCAAGAGCGCACAUGUGUAAGAAUGUGCAUUUGUGAGAGUUGGAGUUCUAGGCCAACUACAUUGAAGACAUAUGCCAGAUCUAACAACACCUGCAUAGUUAUUUAACAUACACUAUACAUACAAAAGUCUGUUAACCCCCCUUCAAUUUAGUGGAUUUGGCUAUUUCAGCCACACCCGUUGCUAACAGGUGUGUAUAAAAUUGAGCACACCGCCAUGCAAUCUCCAUAGACAAACAUUGGCAGUAGAAUGGCCUUACUGAA